CGUGUGUAUAGCUUGACUUGACCGACACACACAAUUGAAUGAUCUUUUCAAGCCUCAAAACAUCACAAUACUGAUCGAACGGGCAAGAAAAGUCGCAGGCGCACAUGCGAAAUGCAACAACACGCUCCCACUACUAAGCAGACCAAGAACUUGCAUAUCAGCCACCGAUUCCCUUGGCUGUCCGUCCGUCCGUCUCGAGGUCGCUCAAUUCGCUUUCAGGAAUGCCUCAAAUCUGUCGACCUCCUCGGCAGUGCCGCAGCACAUCGGCAGCCGAUGCUCCAUCUUCUCUAUCGCCUGUAUGAACGCACCCAUUCACACCCACCCACACACACAGCCAGCGUGAGUGAAUGGUAUGGGCGUCGCGUCCACUCAUCAUCAACUGACCACAUCGAGGACGGAUUUCUCCCCUCCCACAGUGGUCUUGCCGCCGGCCGCCUCGAUCAGAAAUGCGAUGGGCGCACACUCGAAGACCAGCCGCAGCUUGGCCGGCGCCUUGUCGGAGGCAGGGUUGCAGAAGACACCCUGCCCCUGCACACACAUACACACGCAUACGUGCGCGCGUGUGUGUGUUGUGUGGAUGGAUGGAUGGAUGUGUGUGUGUGUGUGGACGCACGUACCUUGACGAACAGCUGGUACACGUCGGGCACCAGGCCACCUGUGUACCGCAGCGUGUAGCGCUUCUCGAGCCAGUACUCGAUUAGCUUCCGAUAGGCCACACUGUCCUGGUUGGCCCGCAGGUUGGCCGGGGCGAAGAUCUUGGCGCCUGAGGGUGCGAUGGAGGUGGUGGGGCGGCUGAGGAUCCACUGAUCGGCGGCCUGCAGGGUGUACUCCUGAGGGGCUAUGUUGUUGCCGGUGACGAGGAGGGUGGCGCGAGGGCCAUACACAGCCAACAUGCUCGCCACCUGCUGACGACCUGCAACACACAAGAGAGAGAGAGAGAGAGAGAACGUGCACCACACGGGAGCAUAGCAUGUGUUUGGAUGGGUCUGAAAGCUGACUGACCUGUGACGCCGAUGAGUGAGUCCUUUCCCUUCCAUUCGAACCCGUUGGCGCCGAUCUUCCAUAUGGCGAUGAUGGUGCCAACGGUCCAGUUGCAGUCGACAAUGGAGCUGCCGUCCAGCGGGUCCCAACACACCACAUACCUCCCGCCCUCAACCAACUCCUGAAUGACACACCAACCAGCCAACCAGCCAAUAUGAAGACAACAGAACCAUACACGCCUGCACCUGCAUCACAGAUCUGACUGAUGUAUCUGCUCACCUUGAGCUCGGGCUCCUCUUCACUCGCAGCCGCCUUGACGAGGCCGCAUUUUUCGGCCUCGGCGAACAUGAUCUUGUCGGCGAUGACGUCCACCGUCAGCUGCACGUCGCCGAACUUGUUGGAGGUGCCCACAGAGGUCACCAGGGAGGUGCUCAGCGCCCUCGCGAUGUCCUUGCAUGCCUUCGCGAAAGUGCCGAGAAGGCUCUCGAGCUCGGGAUCUUUGACCACCUUGAGGCCGUCCUCCAGCGCAGGGCCGCCAGCCGACGCCAUUCCGCUCCCUUUCUCC
Messenger RNA from Vitrella brassicaformis, 1546 nucleotides. NCBI's taxonomy places the organism in Eukaryota, Vitrellaceae. The record is from the annotation of a GenBank genome assembly.